Culicoides brevitarsis is the source of this 1871-nucleotide messenger RNA. RefSeq names its product SHC-transforming protein 1 (gene Shc). The transcript is spliced from 6 exons. Lineage: Eukaryota; Metazoa; Arthropoda; Insecta; Diptera; Ceratopogonidae. Gene Ontology annotation, cellular component: plasma membrane. The record is from RefSeq and is a predicted model, not a curated record. The coding region runs from base 264 to 1430 and encodes 388 amino acids. Gene Ontology annotation, molecular function: receptor tyrosine kinase binding. Gene Ontology annotation, biological process: intracellular signal transduction; cell surface receptor protein tyrosine kinase signaling pathway.
UCAUCAAAGUAUUCUCCGUUUCCUGAGUGCACACAGACUCGAUGAAUAAUUAAAAAACAUAAAAAGAAGAGCAGAUUAGUGUGAAUUGCUUUUCAGUGUGACGACGAUGAAUUAAAAAGAUGAAUUAAAAGUAGAAGAGUUGUGUCAUGUUCCGUAGACGUCGUUGAAACUGAAAAAAAAAUCAUAUAAUAAACACAUUUCCUUUUUCGCAUGAGUCACAUGAGUCAUUAAUCGAGUAGGCGGAAGGAUACAUUGUCGUAAAAAUGCCACGAACAGACACUUUAGACAAGGGCUUGACGGGUUUGUCGAAAAAUCGGAGUCCUUAUCCGAAUCACAUGGUAUUGAAUGAUGGAGUCACGUUCGAUGUGCGAUAUAUUGGAUGUGUGACGGUCAAAAAGUCCAUGAAACAGUUGGAUUUCACGACGAGAUCUAAUGUAGCGAAGGAAUGCAUAAAUCGCGUGUGUGAAGCUGCAUCAUUAAAAUCAUCGAAAAAAGGACGCAAAGUUGACCCAAAAAUAUCGCAAUGCAUCGAGGAUUUGCCAAAUAUGAAGAAUGCCGGCACAAAUAUCUCACUUACCGUCUCCAGUAGCUUCCUAACUCUUGUAAAUGCCGACAAAAGAGAAUUAAUCGCAAAGCACGACAUGCCAAAAAUAUCUUUUGCAAGUGGCGGCGAUUCGGAAACUUUGGAUUUUGUUGCGUACGUUGCGAAAGACGAUCGAGAUUGGCGCGCUUGCUUCGUGCUGGAAUGCGGCGGAGGCCAGGCCCAAGAUUUAAUCGCGACAAUUGGACAAGCAUUUGAAUUGAGAUACAAUGAGUUUGUGAGCAAACCGUUGAUUAGUUUUCCGGAUCAAGAAUAUUACAAUGACAUGCCGGGAAAAACGCCGCCCGAAGGGGAUGUCUUCGUCGAACAAAAUACCAAGCCGUUAACCAUUAAAGCUCCUCGUGAACGAAUGGGAAGUCACAAUUUGAUCGAUUUGAAUAGUCCAACGUUAGAACAUGAAUACGUCAAUGACAGAGGAACGACAAGAGAUGUCAAUUCAAAUAAUCAAGCAGCAAGUUUGUUACAUGAACGAGAUGUUUUUGAUUUACAACCAACUCCAUUAUCCGCUGAAAUCCACAAGACACAAUUAAUAGCCGAGCCAUGGUACCACGGUUCAAUUAGUCGCAUCGAAUCGGAAAUUUUACUGAAGAACGACGGCGAUUUCCUAGUCAGAGACUCCCAUGGCUCCGUUGGGCAAUACGUGCUUUCAGGCAUGCAACAAACGACACCCAAACAUUUGCUACUCAUAGACCCUGAGGGCAUUGUUCGCACGAAAGAUCGUAUUUUCGAAAGUAUUAGCGACCUCAUCACGUAUCACUACCGCAACUCCUUACCAAUUAUUUCGGCCGAAAGUGCGCUCCUACUUAAGACGCCCAUUCCGAAAAAGUGAAAUUUACUCGAUCCUAAUUCUUUGGAAGCGAUUAAAGCAGUCAUCGACCUGAAAACGUGUUUUUCUAUGGAAGUUUAAAACAAAAAAGUUACACACAAAAAAAAAAUGAAUUUUGAGAUUUUUUGUAUUUUUAAAUGAUAUAUAUGAACAAACAAAAAAAUGCACAAAAAAUAUAUUUUUUAUUAUCAGACUGAAACUUAAUACAAACUUAACACAAAAUAUUGUUUGUAGUGAUAUAAGUAAGAACAAAAAAAAAGUAUGUAGAGAGGAUUGCACACAUUAAAAAUUAUUUUAAAAAAAUUAUUAGAGAGUAGCAAAAAAAAAUAUUACGAAAUAAAAAAAAUUACCACACAAAUGGCACUUCCUACCUAAAAAAAUUAUGUAAUUCUUCUUCUUAUAAAUAAGUGCCAAUUAUUGAUUGUUUAUCUUAUCUACGAACAA